AUGCCGCACGUCGGAGUAGCCAUGCAGCGGAGUCUGGCGGAGCCGCGCGACUUCGCGGACGCUCUGAGGAAUCUUCUUGCUAGGAGCAUUGUAGCAGGAACAAGCAAAAGGGAUAUCACAUCAUCUAUUGCCGACGCAAAGACGGCGUUCUCGAGUUGGGAUAAUUGUAUGCAGGCCAGCUACUGCAAGUGGCCAGUGAUCGCCGUGAUAAUCAUCGGCGGUCUCAUCGUUUUCUCCAUUGUUUGGUGUAUUGUCCGUUGCGCUUGCUGUGGUCUCUCCUGCUGCUGCGAAUGCUGCUACUGCCUCAAGUGCUGCGGUUCCUGCUGUGGCAUGUGUGACUCGCCCAAGAAGAAGAAAUAUCUCGACGACCCAUACAUUCCACCACACCAUGACCAAGGCUACCGCACGGAACCAACGAUGACCGCUGCUCGUGCUGUGCCGGCUUCCACCUUUGACCACAGUUACGACAAACCCAUCGCUAAGCCUGAGCCACCCAUGUAUGCCGAAUUCGAGACGGGUAAGAAGGGCGGAGGUGACGAAUUGCCUGCCAUGCCCAGCUGGGAAGGAUCUAGCUCCAAGAAAGUCGCACUUGAGGAUGCAGUAGAAUUGGAGCAGCUCAAGAAGCCGGAAAUUGCACAGAACGCACCGCUAAUGGCACCGGGAGCUAUGUCUAACCCCGCAAGUCCCAACCCAGCGUCGCCGAUGCACGGAAACAGCCCAUACGGUGCUCCUGCUAUGAAUGGUUCUGGAUAUAUGACGCCCGCUCGUAGCGCAACCUACCCCUAUGGGGCGGACCCCAACUCUCAACAACAAGGCUACAACCAAGGCAACUUUAGCAAUGGUGGCUAUGGCCAAAUGAAUGGCAGCAACGCGGCUCAGGGAUACGACCUAGGCUAUGGGAAUACAGACUAUGGAAAUCAAGGCUAUGGCAACCAGGCAUACAACAACAACAACCCGAGUUAUGGAAAUCAAGGCUAUGACAACCAAGAAUACGGCACUCAGGCCCACGAUAACCCAGGAUACGGAGCACAAGGCGCCUAUGAUACUCAAGGAUAUGGUGCACAGGGCUAUGGAGCCGGAGCCGGAGCCGGAACCGCUGCCGCUGCCGCGACGGCUGCUGCCGGCCCCAUGGCUCAAGGUCGACGAACGCCACACCAGGAUUAUGGAAACUACAGACGUGGCACGGCAGACCAGGUCUACCCGCAAUCUCGAACACCGAGAGCAUAUGAAGACUAUGGGCGCAGCGUGACUCCACGUAUUGGUACACCACGCAGCAAUACACCUGGAAACGGAUAUAGACAACCGCCGCGCCAUCAAUCACCAGCACCACAGACUAUGCCCUACGGCAACAUAGAACGCACGCAGUCUCCUGCGCUUCAACAAGACGCUUACGGACUUGACCGAAGCAACACUCCCAACAGCUACGGGCGUCGUAACCCACCCGCCCCUGUAAGACAAUAUUCUGCCGCAUCGAGUCAACCAGUACGUCAUCCUGAGCCGGAACGCUCAUACACGGAGCCUUCAUACGGACAAACAAGUUCGGCAUAUCAGCAAGAACCUGCUUCGCCGACGUCCCCCAUCACCAACUCGGGAGGCUUUGAUUUUACAUCUGGCUACAGUCGACCACAAAACUCAGGUACAAGCACUCCCGUCCAACAGCCGGCUGGUGGUGGAAAAGCGUACCCUGGCUACCGUGCAUACAAGCCUCAACAAUAA
Molecule: messenger RNA, 1716 nt
Organism: Pestalotiopsis fici W106-1
Lineage: Eukaryota; Fungi; Ascomycota; Sordariomycetes; Amphisphaeriales; Sporocadaceae
Exons: 2
Coding region: 1-1716 (571 amino acids)
Cellular component (GO): plasma membrane; cellular bud neck
Source: RefSeq, a predicted model, not a curated record